AUGGAGCUGCCAUUGAGGCAACUUCACUUCUUCACUAUCCUGCUGCUGGUAACAUCAAACUUGCUCCUGUGGGAGAAAGCUGCAUCAAUUCCAGAUUGUAACAGAGAAGACGGAGGCUGUCAGGAGCCCCUUUUGGAAACAAUUAACAAUGCCAUGUCCCGGGCUCUAAAAAUUCAUACUCUUGCUUAUCAAAUACAUGAUGACUUUUUCCACAACGAAUUCUUUUCCAGACAAUUUGCUUCUAUUGUUGAUCGAUUGUUGAUGAGUGAUCAAGUUGUUCUCACAGCCAGAACUUCCUGCCAUUCUAAUAUCACGAACCCUCCAGAUUCUGGAGCUGAACACACAAAUCUCAAAACCAAAAAAUAUGUAAAAAUGUUGAUCAAUUUUGUGGGUGCCUGGAACAGUCCUCUGUUCCAUCUAAUGAUUGAACUGAGUGCCAUGCAAGGUGUCCCAGAAACUAUUCUUUCAAAAGCCAAAGAGAUGGAAGAGAACAACAGGGAACUCCUGGAUGACCUUAGGUGGAUACUCAGCAAGGCCUAUCCUACUGCAAAGAUGACUGAAAGAUUCCCUAGCUGGCACCAUCUUUCAUUCUUAAAAUCAAAUGACAAAUAUUAUAAAUCUUUGGCAAUGUAUAACCUUUGUAGUUGCUUACAAACUGAUAUUGGCUACACAAUAUAUCACCUCAGAACUUUGAAGUGUCGGUUAACUGGAAAUGAUUGCUGA
Acomys russatus (golden spiny mouse) is the source of this 723-nucleotide messenger RNA. Its product is annotated as prolactin-8A9-like. NCBI's taxonomy places the organism in Eukaryota, Metazoa, Chordata, Mammalia, Rodentia, Muridae. The record is from RefSeq and is a predicted model, not a curated record. Gene Ontology annotation, molecular function: hormone activity; prolactin receptor binding. Gene Ontology annotation, cellular component: extracellular region. Bases 1 to 723 code for a protein of 240 amino acids. The transcript has 6 exons. Gene Ontology annotation, biological process: response to nutrient levels; positive regulation of receptor signaling pathway via JAK-STAT; positive regulation of cell population proliferation.